Messenger RNA from Lontra canadensis (Northern American river otter), 3230 nucleotides. It is a transcript of the gene LMAN1, whose product is annotated as lectin, mannose binding 1. The record is from RefSeq and is a predicted model, not a curated record. Bases 37 to 1593 code for a protein of 518 amino acids. Gene Ontology annotation, molecular function: D-mannose binding. Gene Ontology annotation, cellular component: COPII-coated ER to Golgi transport vesicle; endoplasmic reticulum membrane; Golgi membrane. Gene Ontology annotation, biological process: endoplasmic reticulum organization; Golgi organization; endoplasmic reticulum to Golgi vesicle-mediated transport. The transcript is spliced from 13 exons. Lineage: Eukaryota; Metazoa; Chordata; Mammalia; Carnivora; Mustelidae.
CCUCCUCCCGCCGGCCUCCGCUUCCUAGAAUCCAAGAUGGCGGGAUCCAGGCAAAGGGGUCCCCAGGCCAGAGUUCGGCCUCUUUUCUGCGCCCUACUGCUGUCGCUUAGUCGCUUCGCCGGGAGCGACGGCAUGGGAGGCGACCCUGCGGCUACUGGUGCCGCGGGCACCGCAGCCGGGUCGCCACACCGGCGUUUCGAGUACAAAUACAGCUUCAAGGGACCGCACCUGGUGCAGAGCGACGGGACAGUGCCCUUCUGGGCCCACGCGGGGAAUGCUAUUCCAAGUUCAGAUCAAAUUCGAAUAGCACCAUCUUUAAAAAGCCAAAGAGGAUCAGUGUGGACAAAGACGAAAGCAGCCUUUGAGAACUGGGAAGUUGAGGUGACAUUUCGAGUGACUGGAAGAGGUCGAAUUGGAGCUGACGGCCUGGCAAUAUGGUAUACAGAAAAUCAAGGCUUGGAGGGUCCUGUGUUUGGAUCAGCUGAUAUGUGGAAUGGUGUUGGAAUAUUUUUUGAUUCUUUCGACAAUGAUGGAAAGAAAAAUAAUCCUGCUAUAGUAAUUAUAGGCAACAAUGGACAAAUCCAUUAUGACCAUCAAAAUGAUGGUGCUAGUCAAGCUUUAGCAAGUUGCCAGAGGGACUUUCGUAAUAAACCCUAUCCUGUCCGGGCAAAGAUUACGUAUUACCAGAAAACACUGAUGGUAAUGAUCAAUAAUGGCUUCACACCAGAUAAAAAUGACUAUGAAUUUUGCGCCAGAGCGGACAAUCUGGCUCUCCCUUCCCAAGGGCAUUUUGGAGUAUCGGCUGCAACUGGAGGUCUUGCAGAUGACCAUGAUGUCCUUUCUUUUCUGACCUUCCAGUUAACUGAGCCUGGGAAAGAGCUGCCUACGCCAGAUAAAGAAAUUUCAGAAAAAGAAAAAGAAAAGUAUCAGGAGGAAUUUGAGCACUUUCAACAAGAAUUGGAUAAAAAAAAGGAGGAAUUCCAGAAGGGCCACCCUGACCUUCAGGGGCAUCCUGCGGAUGAAAUAUUUGAGAGUGUAGGAGACCGCGAGCUGAGACAAAUCUUUGAAGGACAGAAUCGUAUCCAUCUUGAAAUCAAGCAGCUGAACCGACAGUUAGAUAUGAUUCUUGAUGAACAGAGAAGAUACGUCUCUUCGUUGACAGAGGAGAUUGCUAAAAGAGGGGCAGGAAUCCCAGCCCAGCAGGGACAGAUCACCCAGCAAGAGCUGGAUACCGUUGUGAACACUCAGCACGAGAUCCUGAGACAAGUAAACGAAAUGAAGAAUUCCAUGAGUGACACCGUCAGACUGGUCAGCGGCAUCCAGCAUCCCGGGUCUGCCGGGAGCAUUUAUGAGUCAACCCAGCACUUCAACGACAUCAAAGAGCACCUGCACAUCGUGAAGCGGGACAUAGACAACUUAGUGCAGCGAAACAUGCCAUCAAAUGAAAGACCAAAAUGCCCAGAGCUGCCACCAUUUCCAUCAUGUUUAUCUACGAUGCACUUCGUUAUAUUUGUAGUGGUACAAACGGUGUUAUUCAUUGGUUACAUCAUGUAUAGGACUCAGCAAGAAGCAGCUGCCAAAAAAUUCUUUUGACCCCGUUUUUCAUAUGUGUACAUCAUGUAUGUAUAUACAAAAUGUUGUCUUUUUGAGGGAAUUUAAGUAUUUAAAUUGCUUCAUAGUCUAAAUUAUUAAAUUUUGUAUAAAAUGACUGUUUAAACAUUGAUUUGCAGUAAGAAUAAACCUUAAAACAAAGACAACCACAUGUAAAUUUGUGCAUAGUACAUAAAUCUAUUUAAAUUUCAGUGAAUUUCUGGCCAGUAGAAUACAGCCACUGAACAGAAUAUUGAUAAAUAAGAUGGUAAAAAAUAGAAACUAGGGGCAGCCCCAAGAUGUGAAAUUUACCCCUUAGUCUCCAGCGUUGGAGGUUUCUUUAUUUAACAUAAAUACACUUGCCUUCCUAACCCCCAAACUAUGUAGUCUAACUUAGAGCUCCCCAUCACGUUUAUCUUAAAACCAGAGCCUUUUUUUAGAGGUCAGAGUUUCCUACUCUAAGACCCAGUCCAGCAGUCCUUUUAUCCAAUACAGUUCCCUUUGAAAUCAAAGAAUAUUUUGUCUGAGAGCUUUAGGAUGUAGGUAACAGGCUUCAGAAUGUUGAAGUAUCUUUCCCUCUGAUUAUCAAUGAUAUAUUUCACUUUUAAAGGAAAUUUGGGGGGAAAAUUAAUAGCUGCUCUUUGCCUGAAAAACCAUUUAGGUGAAAAUGUUCCUCUGAUCAUGGUUUUCAUGGUUUUGCGUAGUAAUGUGCUCAACUCAUGCCCGCUCAUACUCGUGAACGUCUCUAUGCCAACAGCAUCAGUUCAACAGUAUGAACAUCAUUUUGGGAUUUAAGUUUGUAACUUAAGGAGCGUCUCCCGUUUUGUAUAGUGUAAAUGCAGCCCAGAUUGCACGUCCUGGGGAGAGUUUAAAUUCACCAAAAAAAACCCACCACUGAGUUUUGGUUACAUCACUUCAUAUAAUCUGGUGUCCUUUAAAUCAAGGAGACUGGAGUAGAAACAGUGUAGACGUUUGAAGACCAAAUUUGAAAAACAGAAUUUACACUUCUGAUUUCUUCUUCUUUUUUUUUUUAAUGCCAGAACUAAGGAUAUUGUGAAGCACUUGUUAGGAAGCUUAACCUUGAAAUGUCAGACUGCAAGGGGUCACUGUAGUGUUUGUGCAUAGUGGUCCUCAGUGUUACAGAAUCAGUCCGGAAAGGACAUUUGAACAUGCAGACUUCAUGUUGUUUUCACAGCUGAUGUAGACCUGUUUUUGCUGACUUCAAAAUACUUCUAUCUCUUUUAGCUAAGUUGUUAUCUUUCAUUUGUCAGAGAACCCAGAGUAAGAAGUUACACUGUUGUAUAAAACAGUACCAUUUCAUUCUUCUAAACCUUCAUAAAUUUGUUCUCAAACGUCAUUUACAGACUGGGCUAACCGCCUAAAAUCUGUACAGAGACUCUGAGGAACUCUGCAUUGUAGCAGUACCUACGUCGUACUAUGUACGCAGACAGCCCUAGCAUUGCUUUUCGUGUUAGCGUUGAUCCCGGAAUGCUGAGUAAGACUAUUCUAAUGACUGCUCGCUCUGCUUCAGUCACUUUAACAGAGAAAAUGCUUCUCUGGUGUUUCUCUCCUUUGUGGUAUUCACAUCUUGAAAUUCAUGUUCCAGAGACGCCAUCACAGAAUUUGCUCUUAAUCUGUGG